Anolis carolinensis (green anole) is the source of this 712-nucleotide messenger RNA. RefSeq names its product ovomucoid. The coding region runs from base 29 to 559 and encodes 176 amino acids. The record is from RefSeq and is a predicted model, not a curated record. The transcript is spliced from 7 exons. NCBI's taxonomy places the organism in Eukaryota, Metazoa, Chordata, Lepidosauria, Squamata, Anolidae. Gene Ontology annotation, molecular function: serine-type endopeptidase inhibitor activity; protein binding.
GAUGGCAUUUGCAGAUAGAAUACUAUAAAUGUACUCUCAAGCGUGUCAAAAACCUAUCGGACAGAGAAGCGCAAAGCCGCAGCUGAAUCCAGAGAGAAGACUGCCUUCCUUAACCAUGAAGAUAACCACUAUCUCUGUGAUCUUUUCCCUUCUGAGCUGUUGUUUCUUUCUGGGUUCAGGGACUUCAGCACAUAAGCUUGAUUGCAAAAAGUAUAAACCUGAGCAGCAGCAGCAACAGCAGCAACAACAAGCUCCAAAAGGUUGUACCCGGCAAUAUGACCCAGUCUGUGGAACCGAUGGGAAGACUUAUGGCAAUGAAUGUUUGCUGUGUGCUGAAAUCCUAGGAGGAGCCAAAAUAGACUUGGCCUACAAAGGAGAAUGCGUUGACUGCAGUAAGUUUCCAGAACCACCAAAGGGCAAAGGGGCACCCUGUCCUCUACUAUAUGCACCUGUAUGCGGCACUGAUGGCAACACUUAUGACAACACAUGCCUCUUGUGUGCAAAAAUUCGGUCAUCUGGAAAACUGAUUGGCAUUAAAAAAAGAGGACCCUGCAAAUAAAAGGCAAAUUUGCAGGAGACCAGAGGCUAAGCACAAUGGAUCAUCCUGAAAGAAGAAAGCAUUCUUUAUAAAAAUGUGGGCCCAAAUUUUGAAUCUUCAAAUUCCUUGGUUCCAAAUAUGUGAUCUUGCCUCAAUAAAAUGAAUUAAAACUUA